Molecule: messenger RNA, 1750 nt
Organism: Aspergillus novofumigatus IBT 16806
Lineage: Eukaryota; Fungi; Ascomycota; Eurotiomycetes; Eurotiales; Aspergillaceae
Product: Zn(II)2Cys6 transcription factor
Exons: 5
Coding region: 163-1629 (488 amino acids)
Biological process (GO): regulation of DNA-templated transcription
Molecular function (GO): DNA-binding transcription factor activity, RNA polymerase II-specific; zinc ion binding
Source: RefSeq, a predicted model, not a curated record
CGAGCAUGGGCCUAGAUCGAUCUUUUGUACAAAUCUGGCCGAUCCACGUCUUCUGAGACUGCCUAGUUGAAUUCAGUAUAUCGGCAACACAUAGCUUGAAUCGUCUUAAAUGUAUUGCCAUUAAUUUGAGAGACAUUGAUCCGUCAACCGUGCAGCGACAAAAUGCCUUUUUGUUGUCGUCCGAGCAAAUUCUGUCUCGGGUGUCGCCAGAGACGCAUCAAAUGUGAUAUGGCCGUCCCUGUCUGCUCCCAGUGUAAAAGAGCUGGCAAGGAAUGCAUAGGAUACCGGGACGAGCUCCCUCUGUUAUUCCGAGACGAGAAUGCCCGCACCAUCAGACGAGCUACAGCUGCCCAGGCUCGAUCCAGAGCCCAAAGAAAGGAUGCAGGAUUCGAUUCCGCUUCUUCACCUGAUUUGCAGCUUAUAAGGUCAAAUCAAAAGCCUAUCUCGGCUACCUCAUUAUCCUCAACCUUGCCGUCCCUUGAUAUGGACGAACUCGGGCUGCAUUUCUUCGUCUAUCACUUCACCACUUACGCCUGGGCCGGCCGAUGCCCACCUCAAAACAUUACAUCGCCAUUUAUGCGUCGAUUCGGCGAAGAUGCGACUCUGAGAAGUGCGGUUGCUUCGGUCGGUUUAGCUGCCCUGUCGAAUAUUCGAAAGGAUGAGGCGAUCUUACGUGGAGCACGGCAGAGGUAUGGUCAAGCCAUCAGAAUAAUCCAGAGCACACUGAGAUCUAAGACCGCCUACCGACUGGACGGUACCAUGAAGAUAAUAUUGAUGGUUGCUCUAUUCGAGAUUGUCGACGCCAACCCGACGUCAAAGCUAUCAUGGAUCGUGCAUUUGCAAGGUGCAGCAGCCUUGCGGAAUCGGUCACCGCGAGAUUUCUUCACCAAGAACCAUCGUGUUCAGAUCAUGUUCACAUUUACUUUGAUUUUCAAAUACUUCCAGACCGGAGGGCGCUUUCCACUGGAGUUAGAAGGUUGGGCGGCGCCGGAUAUACCUGUCGAGGCCAACGAUGACUUUCCGCUUCUCGCCAAAGCCAGUGGCCAAUCAAUGAGCAGCGCUUUAACGGAGGCACUGGCCUGCGAAAUGCAGCUCGAGGGAUGGUCAACAAGCCUUCCUGCCAAAUUUGGUUAUAUGGAAAAAGUUUCAACAGACACCUCACAAUACUUCUCUGGUCGCUUCCACCUUUAUGAGGACGUCUGGGCUUCGCGGAUUCUAACCCACUAUCUCACGGGCCGCCUCUUUGUGAAUGAGUUGAUAUUGCACCUUGCGUCCCAAUGUGAUACUUCAAUCGAGCAAAUACCGCAUGCCCGCCGUAUGGUCAUCCAGUUGGCCGUCGAUAUUUGCGUCGCUGCCGCGAGUCAGCCUCUAUUUCCGGAUUAUAUGAGCCCCGACGGAAGAGAUUAUAUAAGCCUCAACAUAAACGGCGCAAUGCCUCCACUCAGUGGCGUCUUCUUGUUUAUGUACCCCCUUGCAGUGGCUGCAACUGCGACUGGGGUGUCCGACGACGUCCGUGAAUGGGUGUUGCGUACUCUUGAUCAUAUCGGUCAGACCAUGGGUAUCCGUCAGGCUUUGUUGAUGAAAGCCGAGCUAGCACAGUCCUUACCGAGAGUGCACUCCUCCGUCUAGUUCGAAAAUCCAUCUAAAACGGCUGGAAUUCUCAGGCAAAAAGGAGCGAACCCAGACAGGACAGAAGACAUUAGAAGUGAAUAUUAUGAGCGCUGUGACUAACAGUCCCGGUGUCGCCGUU